AUGAAACAGUGUCACUAUUCAAUACUGGGAGUGGAUAUAAAGGCUAGUAAUGAAGAAAUACGCCAAGCUUACAAGAAACUCUCUUUAUUAUGGCAUCCUGAUAAAAAUAGAGAUAGGGUUAAAGAAGCUACACAUCAAUUUCAGUUGAUAUCUGCAGCACAUGAAGUACUCAGCGAUCCUAAAGAGAGAGCUUGGUAUGAUUCACAUAGGAAACAAAUCUUAUCUGGUAAAGAAGAAAAUGAAGAUAUAGAAAGUGUUUCAACUUUAAAUUUAUGGAAAUAUUUUAGCAGAGAUGCUUUUACAGAAUUUGAUGAUAGCAUUGAAGGCUUUUAUAACGUAUAUUAUAAUGUAUUUGAAGAAAUUGUCAAAGAUGAACUAUUUUAUGUCGGCGAAAAUAGCUCAGAAGGUCAAUUCUGGCAAAAUGCACCCAAAUUCGGGACAUCUAAAACAGAUCUAAAUGAUAUAAUGAUAUUUUAUAGGUUUUGGAGUAAUUUCAUUACAAAUAAGAGUUUUGGUUGGAAAGAUUUAUGGAAUUUAACUGAGGCUCCUAAUAGACAGGUUAGAAGGACAAUGGAAGCUGAAAAUAUAAAAGAAAGGAGAAAAGCCAAAAAAAGUUUUAAUGAGACAGUCAGACGUCUAGUUGAUUAUGUUAAGAAGCGUGAUCCAAGAGUUAUUAUGUAUAUGCGCAAUAAGACUGAAGAAAUUAAUAGAAAGAUAAACUUAGAAGAGCAAAAAAAGAAGUUAGAAGAAAUUAGAAGAAGUGAGUUACGUGAACAAGCUAGAUUAGAAGAGAUCAAAAGAAUGGAAGAGCUUGAAAAAGAGCGUAAACUUGCAUAUGGAGAAUUUUAUGAGUCUUCAGAUGAUUUACAAAGUUCUGCAGAAGAACAAAUUAUUUAUUAUUGUAAGCCUUGCAAUAAAACUUUCAAAAGUGAACCCCAAUACAACACUCAUAUAAAAAGUAAAAAGCAUUUAUCGAAAGUUCCUAAAAAUAAAACUGAAUUAUCGAAACCAUCAUCCACUAAAAAUAUCCAUAAAAAAGAUCAUUUACAUUUGAAUAAUACUGACUUAAAUUGUAUUAGUCAAACAGAAUAUUCAGAACCGAACUUUAAAGAUUCAGUUAAAUAUUCAUCAAUUUCUUUAGAUAAAAAUAAGUUUGAAGCAGGGGAGGUAUUAGAUUUAAUUAAAAAUAUAAAUAUUGAUGACUCUACUGUUCAUGAAUCAGCAGAAAAUGAUGAAAAUAUUUUUCAAAUUUUAUCUGAAUCUGAUGAUAAAUUUAAAACUAACAAAAAACAGAGAAGAAAAGUGAAUAAGAAUAAAGAUAAGUUUACAAAUGAGAAAUCUUGCUUAAAAGAGGAUUCUUCUUGGAAAUGUUUGGUUUGUACUAGUGUUUUUGAAUCUAGGAACAAACUUUUUGCUCAUGUAAAAGAAAUGGAUCAUGCUGCUAUAAAGAUUAAUGAUAUAAUUAAAAAAUCUAAAGUUAAGAGAUAA
Cryptosporidium muris RN66 is the source of this 1488-nucleotide messenger RNA. RefSeq names its product DnaJ domain-containing protein. Gene Ontology annotation, cellular component: cytoplasm. NCBI's taxonomy places the organism in Eukaryota, Apicomplexa, Conoidasida, Eucoccidiorida, Cryptosporidiidae. Bases 1 to 1488 code for a protein of 495 amino acids. Gene Ontology annotation, molecular function: zinc ion binding; nucleic acid binding. The transcript has a single exon. The record is from RefSeq and is a predicted model, not a curated record.